ACUGAUAACAUGUAGGACCACAGACUAAGGUUAAACGAAGAUAAACAUAAAAAUAGCUGUAAAAAAUAGUCUAAAGUGCAAUUCUACAAAGUCCAAAUUAGACUCAUUACUAAACUAACAUAAAUAAUGAAUAAUUAUUGUAGUUGAGUACGGUUAACUAAACAAGAUGGAUAUUAUAAUAAAAGUUAAUAACCAAUCAAAUGGAAGAGACAAAAUAGCACGCUUGUUUCAGUAUACAAGUCGCUUAGUGUGGCAUCAACUAGAGGCAAGAAAUGCCAAUAAGUAUUCAGUGGACAGAAUCAAAACAUUAGAAAUCACAUUAUGUUCAUUCAGAAAAAUUCUAAGGUUGGGCCGGUGUGUUGACAUUUUCUACUUGGCAUUGAAUAGCAGUGUUAUUGAUGACCCUGUGCUAAGGGUUACCUUAACCACAAGUAAACUAGCUCAUGCAUUAUUUCUUUAUGCAGAUCACAUUGUGUGGCUUACAAGAAAUGGAUUUGUAAAAACUGAUUUAGACAAAUGGAACCGCACUGCUAAUAAGUUUUGGUUGUUAUCGAUAAUAGCCAAUCUUUUUAGGGACUUAUAUGAAAUAUUACACUUAUUACAGCUAAACAAAUCAAAUUUGUUGAAACCAUCGGAAUUGAUAAGUGGCUCCCUAAAAAAAAUUGAUCUAUCUGCAAGUGUGAGACAUGUUUGUAUGCUUGUUAACUGUCACAAGGAUAUUUUUAUUGAUACUCUGAAAAACUCAUGUGAUAUAUUCAUUCCUCUUACAGCUUUAGGUUUUACUAAAUUAAGUCCUAGUGCAGUUGGCACUUUAGGUGCCAUUUCCUCUUUAGCAGCAUUGAUAACCAUAAUAAAACCUAUCACAAAAUUAGUACCAGCAUAGUUUUUAAAUAAUAAAUUUAAGGAUAGCAGGUGCUUUUUAUCGAUAAUUGUUUAUUCGUUGAUGAUGGUGUGUGCAGUAAUCUUCCUUUACCUAAGAAAUUGAAUGGUAUAACAGGGAUUUAAG
Molecule: messenger RNA, 1006 nt
Organism: Chilo suppressalis (striped riceborer)
Lineage: Eukaryota; Metazoa; Arthropoda; Insecta; Lepidoptera; Crambidae
Source: the annotation of a GenBank genome assembly